GUGAGUUGCUGCAUCUUCCCAGGUUUUCUUGAGUCUAAUCAAUCCCAGAUUUAAAGAACUGGCGAUCCCGGGCACGCAGUGGCCCUCCCCGCGCCCGCGCCGCCAGCCUCCGCGGGCCGGACUCCUGCGGCCGCACCCCGGCCGCCGCACCGUCCCCGCGGCCGCCGCGCAGCUUCUUCCGGCCCCGGACUCCCUCGGCUCUUCUCGGCUCGCCGCCGCCGCGUUCGCUCGGCCUUCGGCUGUUUCCGGAGCCGCCGGCGGCUGGCGGUGGAGACGCUCCGGGUGCGGGCUGCAGAUGUCGAACCCGCAGGCGGCUGAGGGGCCGGGCUUCUGGAGCCCCGCAGCCCGCCGAGGGUCGGCGGGCGGCGUCGGGGACGGCCGGGGAGUGGAGGGGCGCCAGGCGGCCGCCGCAGAUAAUGAAGAUCUAGAAAACACCAAGGCCACCUCUGAUUCAGCACCCCAUCCCUCGCCCCACAGGCCACAGAUGGUACCUCCAGUGAGUAAGGAUGCCACAGAAGAUCUGCAGGAAGCAACCAAUCCCGCAGAGGCUCCAGCUUUGGUGGAACAGCAUUUGCUGCCUGCAGACCAGACCCAAGUCCGCAACGAGAUGGCCAAGUACCAAGUUCCACAAAGGUCUGGAGACAUCGUUAUGAUCCAGUCUGAGCAUACGGGAGCUAUCGAUAUUCUUUCAGCUGAUUUGGAAUCUGCAGAUCUUCUGGGGGACCACAGGAAAGUUUCUCCACCUCUGAUGGCUCCUCCAUGCAUCUGGACCUUUGCCAAGGUGAAGGAAUUCAAAAGCAAGCUGGGCAAAGAGAAGAACAGCCGUCUGGUGGUGAAGCGGGGUGAGGUGGUGACCAUCCGGGUACCCACCCAUCCAGAGGGGAAGCGUGUCUGCUGGGAGUUUGCAACUGAUGACUAUGACAUUGGCUUUGGAGUGUAUUUUGACUGGACCCCUGUAACCAGCACUGACAUAACUGUGCAGGUCAGUGAUUCCAGUGAGGAUGAGGAUGAAGAAGAGGAAGAGGAGGAAGAGAUUGAAGAACCCGUCCCAGUAGGAGAUGUGGAGAGAGGCUCCAGGAGCUCCCUACGGGGUCGCUAUGGGGAAGUCAUGCCUGUGUACCGGCGGGACAGCCACCGAGAUGUGCAGGCUGGCAGCCAUGACUACCCUGGUGAGGGUAUCUACCUGCUCAAGUUUGACAACUCCUACUCUCUGCUACGCAACAAGACCCUCUACUUCCACAUCUACUACACUAGCUGAAGGACUGCUGGGACAGCGGGCAGGCUGUAUUUGCUGGCUGACGCAGGCUGCCAGCUGGAGCCUCUUGUUUUAGACAGACAAGAGCUGAAAGUUCCAUGGGAGGCUUCUGAGCCUCACGUCCUGCCUGGCAUGCCUGAUUGUUUAACCCGCGUAGCUUUUUCCCCUUCUUGGCUUCUGCAGGUGGUGGUGUAGUCCCCUGUUCUGUGGUCCCUGACUCAUGCUCUUGUUGCUUCAGACUCCAGCAAACUCCCUCUUUGAAGGCACUUAUCAGGCAAAAGCCUAAAAGGAAGUAGGAUGUUGUCUUUUAAAAAUAGAUUUGUGUUGGUACAAGGUUCAUCAGUCAGGUUGCUGCUUGCUCCUCUCUAGAGCCUGUAAUGCCAAUGUGUUCAGUGGCACCCACCCUCUUUACUUUUGAAGGUGCCAGAAGAGGGAAAAGCACAUUGCCUGUGAAGGAGCCCAAUGUCUUGGACAGAGAAAGCUCUGUCCAGCCUCUCACCACUGCCAUAUUCCUGCCUGCUGGGUAUUCUUGGUCUCUAGCACAGGCUGAGACCUCACUGCCUUGGAGGGGUACUAUUAUUUCUGAUGGUUAGACUCCUCCUUUUUUCUCUUUUCCUAAGUCUGUGUUUUUGCCAUAUAGCAAGAACUUUGAUGCAAUCUAGUGAUGGAUCAGUGUAACCUAAGAUCUUCUGGGAGGAAAAACGGGCUCUAUCACUUCCUGUUCCAAGAGCUAGUUUCCCUUACCAAGGGCACUGGCAGUUGAUGCAGAAAGAGUGGAAAUUAGGUACUGAAUUGAUCUUAGAAUGCACCUUUGAAAUUCUAGUGUUACUCAAUUUUUAAAAAAAAUUUAAUCCAAGAAAGAGGGGUAUCAUCAGAGAGAGGUUUAUAAAAAAGAAAAAAGGAAAAACACUCCAGAUUCCCCCACCACUUUUUUUUUUUUUUUUUUUUUUAAAUAAAUUUUGGUUUGGAACCAAAUACAGUGAAACCCAAUCAGGUUUCCAAAGUUUCUGGAUUUAGGUUUUUUGUAUUGAGGGCUAAAAGCUUUUGGUGUUCGAAGUCCCUUAGGAAAGGGAUGCUGCUGAUUGUACGUGUUCUUUACCUGACCAAAGCUUGCAUUUCCCUGGUGACAGCCUUCUUCGCUCUGUCUACCUGAGGCCUAUGAGUGCCACAGAGUGCGGAUGUGCUGCAGCAGGUAGCCCCCAGGUGCCAGGGCCUCUGGGGAAGGAGAGCCGGGUGAGGCCUGGACUCCAGCAGUCAUCUGUUCCUCCUUGUUUCUUGUUCCUGUGUUAAGUCUUUGAAUUUUGGAUAAUCAGAUUUAUUUAUUUAUUUAUUUUUUUAGCACAUUUCAUUUUUGCCUUUGAAACAGUUUCAUCUGUUUCUCAGAAGGCUUCCCAUCUGCUCUGAGCCACUGAGGCCACCUCUUCUAUAGAGUUGAAGAUGAUUGUAGGAGAAUUUGGGAAGUGACUAUGUUCAUUCCUACAGCUCAGUCCUGGGAUGCUCUGGGAGGAGUCUGCUCCUUCAGGAUGGAUGACUUUAGCCUGCCCCAUGUGUAGGUGCAGACCAGCACUCCCAUCAGGAAUUGUAAGUGGCGAGAGAGCCUACUCAUUCUCUGGGAAUUGAGUGCAGAGGAAUUGACUAGCAAUCAGUGACUAGCCAAUCACUGUGAUUCCAGGAUUUCAAAGUCCCUUGCCUCCUCUGACACCUUUUCAUGAUGUUUUCUUUGGCUCAUUCCUUUGUUGGGUGGGUGACUCACACCAAGCCUCUCCUCCCUAUAGGAGUGACCACUUGAACAGCAAGACUCCUCCCAAUAGGUAACAGCAUCGAUGUCAGGAACAAAGGGCCAUGCAACCUGCGUGGGUCCUAAGCCUCUGUUCCCCUGGGAGCAAAGCCCAAAGUAGGAUAGGGUGUUGUGGAUUACCAUGGCAUUCCCAUUCUCUGAGCGGCACCAUACCUCCGUUCAUGUUAUCAUUGCAAAUGUGUUUUGUAGAGGAUCACACUGGCCAAAAUUUAUAUACCUUGCAAGAAAUUAUUUUAGUGAUUGUUUGGGCAGUGAAAAGCAAACAUGUCAUGGGUACUCUUUCACCAUGGAAGUUGAAUCAUGCCUUAGCUAAUCAAAUACAGUCUUUGUAAAAUAAUUUUCUACUGAGCUAUUUUCCAGUCAUUGAAAGCCUUGCUUAUUUUUCCUGUUUAUUAUCAGCUUCCGACUAUCUCAAAAUGGAGCUGUCGGCCACCAGUAGCAAGCUCCCACAGAAAACACACAUCAUUUAUUUUUUAUUUUUGUCAUGAGAUUCUCUUUGCUUAUUUUUCUUUGGAAUCCUGGUUCUGUUGUAUCAGGGAACCCUGAGAGACUUGUUCUCAUCACCUCUAUGUGCCUGCUAUUGUAUGGUCACUUUUGAAGUCCUGGGCAUUGUUAUAUUUAGUUCCUUACUGUUUUUUCCUCAACAAGGUUUCUUGGUUUCAUUAGCACAAAAUAGCUAAAAGGAGAUACUUUCACAGUCUAAUACAUUCACUCUUCUCAUAUUAAAUUUCUGAAGUAACUGAACUUUUGAGACAAAUUACCAGCACUGAAGCACAGGUAAUUACUGAGAACUCAUGGCUCAGCAAAUUCUAAAAGGUGGUGACUUCCUAGGCCUUCCUUGUCCAAGUUUGCAGAACUAAACAGUGAGAUGAAAAUCCCUUGCUCUCACUCUCACUCUGUUCUCCAGAGCACAAGUAAAAUAUUAAUGGUUAGAAAGAAAGUAUGUAGGGCGGAGAUUGGAAUUCUCCACAGAGUAGUUAAGUUCUUAAAUUUCUUCAGUCUGUGUAGUUUUCCUACUUUGUUGAUAGGUGGGACUUUGGGAAGAUAUAUUUAAAGUUAUUUUUUCCAACAUUUACUAUGAAAACUUUCAACAAACAGAAAAAGUAAGUAUAAACACACACAUCCCAUGUAGACUUUAAAAUCAUAAAAUGCUAAUUUUUAAAUAAAGAUGAUUCUAACUUUCUGUUCUUUUGACAAGUGUCCAGUUAGAGAAUGUUCUCUGUACAGACAGCACCAGCUGUCCUGUGUCAGGAGUGCCCCUGGUUUUUAGCAGACCUGUUUCAUUCAACAUGGGUUACCUAGAUGUGGCCUUCACAAAAAUGGUUCUUCUUCAUCUUUCAAAACUCUUUCUACCUUCAGGCUAUGAUUUCUGCUUCUUUCCCUCUAACUGGCAUUUCAGUGAGGGUAAUUGUGAGGCUGCCCUGGAAAGACUUGAUUCUAAUCUCUGUUGCUUUAUGACACACCCUCAGGACUCUGAAAUUCCCAAACUCAAUCCUCCUUUACCACAGAAGUAGGGAGCAACUUGAAAUUAGACUAUGCUUAUUUGUUUUUUUAAUUAAUUGAUUUAUGUACUUUAAAAAAUAUUUUAAUCUGUUAUUUAGGAAAGCAAAAUGGACUUUUAAAAAAGUAUAUAUUAUUUCAUUUUAGUAGGGACAUGGAAGAGCUAAAUUGAUAAGCUUGCUGUCUUUUAUUAAUCAAUAGGAUUAGAUACUGUGAAAUUUACAAUAUAUAAGUUUUGUAUUUGAGGUGCCCCACCUAGUCCAUCUUUGAGAGAAUUAGGUGAAACCCAAACCCUAAAGUUUGUAGUUUUACAUUUAUUUUUAAAGACCACUUCUCUGCAAAAAGUUGCCUUUAACCUCAAAGCCUGUGGUUUUAAGGCCUGGAGCUGAGGGACUCCGGAUUCACUAAAGGACUAGUUCUAGUGGAGGGUGGGAGCGGGCGAACUUUGGUGCUGCCUUUUAAAUUCACAAGGAGUGGAAAUAGGAUCAGACCGCAGGGAGAGCAAAGCUGUGGAAUACAUCCUGGGGGCUUGCUCCUAUCCUGAUUUCAUUUAAUGUUUGAGUCUACAUUUCAUUCUCUAAGCCAGGAGCUUUCCUGGUUUCCAUGUGCUUGCGGGGGAAUUCCCAAGCCCAUUUUGCUCUCUUUUCCAGUAGGACAAACUGGUAGGUCUCCUCUGCUAAGUGUAAUCCUGACAUGAGGAUUGCUUUCAUCUCUCUGUUCUCUGGGAUUUAAAAGUGUUUUGUGCCAUGCAAAAAAACAGUGGCAUUAGAGAGAGGCUGAGAGGAGUCAGUUCCAGAUGUGGUACUAUCACCACAGUGGCCUUAAUAUGGCCAAGAAGAGGGUGAGAGAGGUUCAUUUUGAUCAACUUCACAGAUGAGCCUAAAACUAUAGGAGCGGGGCUGGGUAACACACAGUCCCCAUAGGUUGACUGCACGGGCAUCGUUAACCUGUGUGGGAUGUCAGACACGGCACUGAGCGCAGCAGACCACUCACCUUCCUCCCUGACUAGACCUUCUACUUGAGAGUUCUUCCUGGGGCCAAGAGAUCCACAGCAACCUCUUUAACUAGCUCCUUUCCACAUGGCCCAAAGUGAAGAAUACCUAGAAACCAAAAUCUGCUGGAACAGGGAAGCAUCCCACCCCUGCAGAGCAAAGGUGGCUGAAGACAGAGUGAGCCUGUCUGGUGGAAGGAAGGAAGGUAAAUCCACUACUGUUGGAAGAGGUAGGCUUGGGAGGGCUGGGGUCGUGGCUCAGUGGCAGAGCGCUUGCCUAGCAUGUGUGAGGCACUGGGUUUGAUUCUCAGCACCACAUAAAAAUAAAUGAAUAAAAUAAAGGUCUAUCAACAUGUGAAAAAUACUAAAAAAAAAAAGUGGGGGGCGGUAAGCUUGUGAAGCCUGGUUGACAGAGCACAAGUCCUCGUAUUCAUUGUGAUUGUGCUCAGGGUGCCUCCACAUGUGCCCCUUUGGGAAUGAGCAUUGAGAAUCAGUCACAAGCUACCAUUACGACCGUGGUGCACGCCUGUAAUCCCAAGAGGAUUGCAAAUUUGAGACCAACCUCAGUAAUUUAGUGAGACCCUAUCUCAAAAUAAAACAUAAAAAAGAGCUGGGCAUAGGCAACCUUGAGUUCAAUCCCUG
This is a messenger RNA of Sciurus carolinensis (gray squirrel), 6186 nucleotides long. It is a transcript of the gene Tmed8, whose product is annotated as transmembrane p24 trafficking protein family member 8. The record is from RefSeq and is a predicted model, not a curated record. The transcript is spliced from 6 exons. The coding region runs from base 296 to 1258 and encodes 320 amino acids. NCBI's taxonomy places the organism in Eukaryota, Metazoa, Chordata, Mammalia, Rodentia, Sciuridae.